AUUUGUAUUUUGUGUUUGUGAAGUGUGUUGUUUACAACUGCAUGUUUCUCAUUUUACGAAAUUUUUAGGAUUUGCAUAGUAAUUUAUGAUAUAAUAAGAAAUAAAAUUAAAUUACCAUGGCGGAUGCUGCGGCUCGACAGCUUCAAUAUGAAUAUAAAGCUAAUUCAAAUCUUGUACUUCAAGCCGAUGUUAGGCUUAUUGAACGUAGAAGUAGAGAUGAGGCUACUGGAGAGGUUAUGUCCCUUGUUGGUAAGCUUAUUGGCACUAAAAUGGGAGACAGAGCCCAAAGAACUAGACCUGGAAAAGCAGAAGAACGUAAAGUCAAACGUCAAAAAAGAGAUGAAGCUCAAUAUGAUUUUGCAAGAAUGAAAGGUGCCACUUUACUAUCAGAAGGAGUUGAUGAGAUGGUGGGUAUUAUAUAUCGACCAAAAACUCAAGAGACUCGGCAGACAUAUGAAGUACUACUAAGUUUUUUACAAGAAGCUCUUGGAGAUCAACCUAGAGAUAUUCUUUGUGGUGCUGCUGAUGAAGUACUUCAAGUAUUAAAAAAUGACAGACUGAAGGAACGAGAGAAGAAAAAAGAAACUGAAACAUUGUUAGGUUCCAUAGCAGAUGAAAGAUUUGCCUUAUUAGUUAACUUAGGUAAAAAAAUUACUGAUUUUGGAAAUGAAGAUAACAAAGAUGGUGCAGGUGAAGAAAAUAUUGAUGAAACAUAUGGUAUUAAUGUACAAUUUGAAGAGUCAGAAGAAGAGGAUGACGAAGAUAUGUAUGGAGAAGUUAGAGAAGAGAUGGAUGAAGAAGAGGGAGAAGAAGCAAAAGAAGAUGGUGCAAUCCAUGCAGAAAAUCUGGGUGGUGCAGAUGAAUCUAAAAAAGAAAAAGCCCUGCAUCCUUUGGACAUUGAUGCUUAUUGGUUGCAAAGAAAACUCUCCAAAAUAUAUGACGAUGCCAUGGUGUCACAAGCUAAGGCAGGAGAGGUGUUGAAUGUUCUUCGAGAUGCCAGUGAUGAUAGAGAAUGUGAAAAUCAAUUGGUCCUUUUGUUGGGAUAUGAUUGCUUUGAUUUCAUCAAACAAUUGAAGAAGCAUAGGCAGAUGAUUUUAUAUUGCACACUACUGGCAAAAUCCCAAAGUGAAACAGAACGUCAAAAAAUCAAAGACAAAAUGUCCGACGAUUCGGGCCUAAACCGGAUUUUGAAGCUUCUCGAAACCGGAAGAGGUGACGACGACGAUGACGAAAACAGUGAAUCGGCAUCGAGACAUCGUCGCGGCAAGCACGAAAGCGACAUCAUGGACCUGGCGAGUUCGCAGGUCUCAGGCUCCAGACAUGUGGUCGAUUUUGAAGAUUUGGUAUUCUCACAAGGUUCACAUUUUAUGGCCAACAAAAGGUGUCAGUUGCCAGACGGUUCGUUUAGAAAACAAAGAAAAGGCUACGAGGAAGUUCAUGUUCCCGCGCUAAAACCCAAACCUUUUGGAGAAAAUGAGAAAUUAGUACCGAUUGAGCAGCUGCCCAAAUACAUACAACCCGUUUUUGAAGGAUUCAAAACGCUAAAUCGGAUUCAAAGUCGUUUAUACAAAUCCGCUUUAGAAUCAGAUGAAAAUUUGUUGCUUUGCGCACCCACUGGUGCCGGUAAAACGAACGUCGCCCUCCUUUGUAUGAUGAGAGAAAUUGGAAAGCACAUAAAUACAGACGGAACAAUAAACGCGGACGAUUUUAAAAUUAUUUACGUGGCUCCCAUGAGAUCUUUGGUACAAGAAAUGGUGGGUAAUUUCGGUAAAAGAUUGGCUAAUUAUAACAUUACAGUCUCCGAACUCACUGGAGAUCACCAACUGACCAGAGAACAGAUUCAAGCUACUCAAAUCAUAGUUUGCACUCCGGAAAAGUGGGACAUCAUAACUAGGAAGGGAGGCGAGAAAACGUUUACUUCAUUAGUUCGACUCAUAAUCAUUGAUGAAAUUCAUUUGCUUCACGAUGAACGUGGUCCAGUUCUGGAAGCUCUAGUGGCCAGAACGAUUCGUAUGAUCGAAUCGACUCAAGAAGAUGUAAGGCUAGUAGGACUGUCUGCCACGUUACCAAAUUACCAUGACGUCGCGGCGUUCCUAAGAGUCAAACACGAUUCCGGUUUAUUCCAUUUCGAUAACAGCUUUAGACCCGUAGCUUUGGAGCAACAGUACAUAGGAGUUACAGAGAAAAAGGCGCUUAAACGUUUCCAAGUCAUGAACGAAAUUGUGUACGAGAAAACCAUGGAACACGCCGGUAGAAAUCAAGUUUUGAUAUUUGUUCAUUCCAGAAAGGAAACUGGAAAAACCGCUAGAGCUAUCAGAGAUAUGUGUUUGGAAAAAGAUACUUUGGGGCAGUUUUUGAGAGAAGGGUCAGCUUCUAUGGAGGUACUGAGGACCGAAGCUGAACAAGUUAAGAAUCAAGAGUUGAAAGAUCUGUUACCUUAUGGGUUUGCCAUACAUCAUGCUGGUAUGACUCGAGUGGAUAGGACAUUGGUUGAAGAUCUGUUUGCUGAUAGACACAUACAAGUUCUUGUGUCAACAGCCACAUUGGCUUGGGGUGUAAACUUACCAGCACACACCGUUAUAAUAAAGGGUACCCAAAUAUACAAUCCAGAAAAAGGAAGGUGGGUCGAAUUAGGUGCUCUUGACGUCCUCCAAAUGUUGGGAAGAGCUGGUAGGCCCCAAUAUGACACAAAAGGUGAGGGCAUCCUAAUAACCAACCAUAGCGAACUUCAGUAUUACCUGUCCCUCUUAAACCAACAACUACCAAUUGAAUCCCAAAUGGUAACAAAAUUACCAGACAUGCUUAAUGCUGAAAUUGUUUUGGGUACGAUUCAGAACAUGCGAGAUGCUGUCACUUGGUUGGGAUACACUUACCUUUACAUAAGAAUGUUAAGGCAGCCCACUCUCUAUAGCAUUUCUCACGAUCACAUGAAGCAUGACCAACUUUUAGAACAACACAGGGCCGAUUUGAUCCACACGGCGGCCAUGCUUUUAGAUAAAAGCGGAUUGAUAAAGUACGACAGAAAAACAGGACAGUUCCAAGUCACCGAAAUAGGAAGAAUAGCUUCUCACUAUUACUGUACCCACGAUACCAUGCAAACUUACAAUCAGUUACUAAAACCCAUGUUAAGUGAAAUAGAGUUAUUUAGGGUGUUUUCUCUAUCUGGCGAAUUUAGAAAUAUCACUGUUAGAGAAGAGGAGAAAUUGGAACUGCAGAAACUAAUGGAAAGAGUUCCUAUUCCCAUAAAAGAAAGUAUUGAGGAACCGAGUGCUAAGGUUAACAUACUCUUGCAAGCUUAUAUAUCGCAACUGAAAUUGGAAGGUUUCGCUCUUAUGUCCGAUAUGGUUUACGUCACUCAAUCCGCAUGUAGGCUUAUGAGAGCCAUUUUUGAAAUAGUUUUGCAUAGAGGUUGGGCUCAGUUAGCGGAUAAAUCGCUGGCUUUGUGUAAGAUGGUUGACAAACGAAUGUGGCAAUCGAUGUCACCUUUGAGGCAGUUUAGGAAAAUGCCUGAAGAAAUCGUCAAAAAGAUCGAGAAGAAAAAUUUUCCAUGGGAAAGAUUGUAUGACUUGGGUCCGAAUGAAAUUGGAGAACUUGUUCGAGUGCCUAAACUCGGCAAAACCAUUCACAAAUACGUUCACCAAUUUCCAAAACUCGAAUUGUCCACUCACAUCCAACCCAUAACGAGAUCAAUGUUAAAAGUGGAACUGACCAUCACCCCCGAUUUCCAAUGGGAAGAAAAAUUACACGGCGCCUCUGAAGCUUUUUGGAUCCUGGUAGAAGACGUCGAUUCCGAAGUCAUCCUCCACCAUGAAUAUUUCUUGCUCAAGGCGAAGUACUGUCAAGACGAGCACUCCGUCAAAUUCUUUGUACCCAUUUUUGAACCGCUGCCACCCCAGUAUUUCUUGAGGAUUGUGUCCGAUAGGUGGAUAGGAGCUGAAACGCAGCUACCGGUAUCUUUUAGACAUUUAAUUUUGCCGGAGAAGAAUUUCCCGCCAACAGAAUUGCUGGAUUUACAGCCGUUGCCUAUCACGGCGCUAAGAAACGAGCAAUUCGAAGGAUUGUAUUCCGAUAAAUUUCCACAGUUCAAUCCCAUUCAAACACAGGUAUUCAAUUCGGUUUACAAUGGCGACGACAAUAUCUUCAUUGGGGCACCGACAGGCUCCGGUAAGACAACAAUAGCAGAGUUUGCAAUUCUCAGACUGUUUGACAGAAAUGCUGAGGGCAGAUGCGUAUACCUCGUUCCAAAAGAUGCUUUAGCAGAGUUAAUUUUCGCUGAUUGGCAUAAUAAGUUCGGCCAACAUUUGGGUAAAAAGGUUGUAUUACUGACAGGGGAGACCGGAACUGACCUAAAACUGCUGGCUAAAGGACAGGUUGUAAUAACUACUGCCGAAAAAUGGGAUGUGCUGUCAAGAAGAUGGAAGCAGAGGAAGAAUGUACAGAAUAUCAAUUUGUUUAUUGUAGAUGAGUUACAUCUUAUUGGAGGAGAAGAUGGACCUAUUAUUGAAGUAGUAUGUUCUAGAAUGAGGUACAUAUCGUCGCAAAUAGAAAAACCCAUCAGAAUCAUAGCCCUAAGUGGUUCACUCGCUGAUUAUAGGGACGUAGCGCAGUGGUUGGGUUGCAAUGCAAAUGCAACGUUUAAUUUCCACCCUAGCGUGCGUCCGGUUACUCUAGAACUCCACGUGCAGGGUAUAAACAUCACCCACAAUGCCUCCAGAUUGAUUGCUAUGGCUAAGCCUGUCUACAACGCAAUCUUGCGGCACAGUCCGCAUAAGCCUGCGAUUGUUUUUGUACCUACAAGGAAGCAGGCUAGAUUGACUGCUAUCGAUUUGUUGACUUACGCUGCAGCCGAAGGACAUCCUGAUAAGUUUUUCCAUGCCGAAGAGGAGGAUAUUAAACCGUUUUUAGAUAGAAUGACAGAUAAGACAUUAAAAGAAACCUUAUCACAAGGUGUGGCUUACAUGCACGAAGGUCUUACCGCUAGUGACCUCCGUCUUGUAGAACAACUGUUCGAUUCUGGAGCCGUUCAAGUUGCCGUAGUUACAAGAGACUUAUGUUGGGCUGUCAAUAUAUUCAGUCAUUUGGUCAUUAUUAUGGAUACUCAGUUCUAUAAUGGUAAAAUACAUGCUUACGAAGAUUAUCCCAUUACUGACGUACUCCAGAUGGUGGGCAGAGCUAACAGACCACUGGAAGAUGAUGAUGCAAAAUGUGUGCUAAUGUGUCAAAGCUCGAAGAAGGAUUUCUUUAAGAAGUUUUUGAGCGAUCCGUUACCUGUUGAGAGCCAUUUGGACCAUAGACUACAUGACCAUUUCAAUGCGGAAAUAGUUACGAAAACCAUUGAAAAUAAGCAAGAUGCUGUCGACUACUUGACUUGGACUUUCGUUUAUCGUCGUUUGACACAGAACCCGAACUAUUAUAAUCUACAGGGCGUUACUCAUCGGCAUUUAUCCGAUCAUUUGUCGGAGUUGGUCGAGAAUACCCUUUCCGAUUUGGAACAAUCUAAGUGUAUUAGUAUAGAGGACGAUAUUGAUUGUGUACCAUUGAAUUUGGGAAUGAUUGCUGCAUAUUAUUACAUCAAUUAUACAACAAUUGAAUUAUUCAGUUUGUCAUUGAACAGUAAAACAAAAAUACGGGGUCUUUUGGAAAUUAUUUCUUCUGCAGCAGAAUAUGAAGAUGUACUGGUACGACAUCGAGAAGAUAAUAUUCUAAGACAAUUGGCUCAGAAACUACCAAACAAACUUACCUCCGCUUCCGGCGGUCAACCUAAAUACAAUGACCCUCACGUCAAAACCAACCUCCUUUUACAGGCUCAUUUGUGUAGGUUACAACUCGGAGCAGAACUGCAGGGUGACACCGAAACAGUCUUGUCUAAAGCGAUCAGAUUGAUUCAAGCUUGCGUCGAUGUGUUAAGUUCAAACGGUUGGCUUUCUCCUGCCGUCGCUGCUAUGGAAUUGGCUCAGAUGGUGACGCAAGCUAUGUGGAGUAAGGAUUCCUAUCUCAAGCAGUUGCCCCAUUUCGAUAAUGAGGUUAUAAAAAGAUGCACUGAUAAAGGCGUGGAAACAGUAUUCGACAUAAUGGAAUUGGAAGAUGAAGAUAGAAGUAAACUGCUUCAAAUGAAAGAGACCCAAAUGGCGGACGUGGCCAAGUUUUGUAAUCGUUAUCCCAACAUAGAGUUGAGUUAUGAAGUUAUUGAUAAGGAUCAAAUACAUUCAGGAUCUUCGGUACAUGUGGCGGUUCAGCUAGAGAGAGAAGACGAAGUUAGUGGACCGGUUAUCGCCCCAUUUUACCCACAGAAACGAGAGGAAGGUUGGUGGGUAGUCAUCGGAGAGCCAAAAACAAAUUCCCUCCUUUCCAUUAAGAGACUGACCCUUCAGCAAAAAGCGAGAGUGAAGUUGGAUUUUGUAGCGCCCAGUCCCGGUCACCACAACUAUACUUUAUACUUCAUGAGUGACGCAUAUUUGGGUUGCGAUCAAGAGUACAAAUUCUCAAUUGAAGUCGGUGAUUUUGAGUCCAGCGGAAGCGAGUCAGAAUAAGAAUAAUUUAGCGUGUUUUUGUACAGUUAUAGUUUAGAAAGUAAAUUAUACUUUAAGAUAA
Molecule: messenger RNA, 6591 nt
Organism: Psylliodes chrysocephalus
Lineage: Eukaryota; Metazoa; Arthropoda; Insecta; Coleoptera; Chrysomelidae
Source: the annotation of a GenBank genome assembly